CGAUCGCUCGUGCUAGGGCGCCGGCAGUGACGGGCGGGGGGGCGCGGCACUGCUCUGACACGGGCUCCCUACAGCCUGAGCCGGGAACCCGCCUGGAGUGGCCGGAUUGAGCCGCGGGCGACCACGGGCUUCCGGACCCUCGCAGCGGCUGUGGGGAGCUCGGGCCGCGGCUCCACCGGCUCCAGUCUGGGCGCCCGGGGCCACUCGCUGCCGCCGCCCAUGGGUAUCCGAGAGUUUCCAGGCGGCGCUCCCAGGGCCAAGAGCAUCGCUGUUGGUAUGAGGAGGUCACCGGACGUCAGCCCGCGGAGACUGUCCGACAUCAGCCCUCAGCUCCGGCAGCUUAAGUUCUUGGUGGUGGACGAGGCCAUCAAGGAGGAUCUGAAAUGGUCGCGCUCCGUGGAGGACCUCACUAGCGGGCCAGUGGGACUCACGUCCAUCGAGGAACGGAUCCUGCGCAUCACCGGCUACUAUGGCUACCAGCCCUGGGCGACGAGCUACAAAAGGGAGGAGCGCCCCCGGGAGCCCCCGGGCCCUGCAGAGGCCCAGGCACCAGCUGGGACAGAGGCUGGCGGAAGGACGAACCGGCACCACUGGACAUGCUCUCAAAAGCAGCUGAGGAAGGUCUUCUGGGGCGUGGCUGUCGUGUUCUGCGUGUGUGCCUCCUGGGCCGGCUCCACGCAGCUCGCCAGACUGACUUUCAAGACUUUCGAUGCACCCUUCACCCUGACUUGGUUCGCCACCAACUGGAACUUUCUGUUCUUCCCGUUGUACUAUGCAGGGCACGUGUGCAAGUCCACAGAGAAGCAGUCUGUGAAACAGAGAUACAGGGAAUGCUGUCGGUUUUUUGGAGACAAUGGCUUGACUUUGAAAGUGUUCUUUACCAAGGCAGCACCAUUCGGUGUCCUUUGGACGCUCACGAACUACCUGUACUUACACGCAAUAAAGAAAAUAAACGCUACCGAUGUCUCCGUGCUGUUCUGCUGCAACAAAGCCUUUGUUUUCUUGCUGUCGUGGAUCGUUCUCAGGGACAGAUUCAUGGGAGUGAGGAUUGUGGCGGCCAUCCUCGCCAUCGCGGGCAUCGUCAUGAUGACCUACGCGGACGGCUUCCACAGCCACUCCGUCAUCGGCAUAGCCCUGGUGGUGGGCUCCGCUUCCAUGUCGGCCCUCUACAAGGUUCUGUUCAAGCUGCUUCUGGGCAGCGCCAAGUUCGGAGAAGCGGCCUUAUUCCUGUCCAUCUUGGGUGUGUUCAACGUCCUCUUCAUCACCUGCAUUCCCGUCAUCCUCUACUUCACCAGAGUGGAGUACUGGAACUCCUUCGACGACAUUCCGUGGGGAAACCUCUGCGGGUUUUCCAUUCUCUUAUUGACAUUCAAUAUUGUAUUAAAUUUUGGAAUUGCUGUCACGUAUCCCACGCUGAUGUCUCUCGGAAUUGUCCUCAGUGUCCCUGUGAAUGCAGUGGUGGAUCACUAUACCAGCCAGAUAGUCUUCAACGGAGUCCGGGUCAUUGCCAUCAUCAUCAUCGGCCUGGGCUUCCUCCUCCUGCUCCUGCCAGAGGAAUGGGAUGUCUGGUUGAUCAAGCUGCUCACCCGCCUCAAAGUGAGGAAGAAGGAAGAGGCUGCGGAGAGCAGCGGGGACUUGGGCACAGGCCCCCAGAGCAGAAGCAGGAGAGCCCGCCCGUCCUUCGCUCGCUGAGACCACUCCUCUGGGACUCUGGGAUGCCCCCAUGGUAAUGUUUUUGAGGUCUACUCCUAAGGGAGAAGCCUCAGGUGGGUGAGGUGUACAUACAUGUACAGUUUUGGUAACCUGCAGUAAGUUCUGCGGUAUUUAUUGGCAUGUCCAAUUUGCUUGCACUUUUCCACAUCAGACCUUCCACUUAAGGGUACCGAUUCCAAACGGAAGAGAAAAGAACCUCUCAGUGCUUCUUCAAUGAAUGUAAAGUGGGGUAAAAUGAGCCUUGCAUUGAUUGCUUCAGAGGACAGGCAAGCUGGACACACCGGGGCAAUGCUCUGCCUCUUAGCAACUGAAAAUGACAUUGUACACUGUGAUUAUUUUUCAGCUAUAGUAGGUCAUAUUUUGUUUUAUACCAGAACUGUAUACUUAAUUUUAAGGAAUUUCAAUGAACCAAAAGAUAAUUGUCAGUUAAUCAGGAUGGAUGGAUGGAUGGAUGGAUGGAUGGAUGGAUGGAUGGAUAGAUGGGUGGAUG
Molecule: messenger RNA, 2203 nt
Organism: Microtus ochrogaster (prairie vole)
Lineage: Eukaryota; Metazoa; Chordata; Mammalia; Rodentia; Cricetidae
Gene: Slc35f3
Product: solute carrier family 35 member F3
Biological process (GO): thiamine transport
Cellular component (GO): membrane
Source: RefSeq, a predicted model, not a curated record